GAUCAGGGCCAUGGGUUAAGCAGUUGUAGCUUGAGAAUGGAAGUAGAUCCUACUAGUCCAGAGAAUUCCGACCAGGUACCUGCAGGAGGCAUCUCAUCAGAACAAUACGGCCCCACCCCAACCCAUCAGGUAAGGUCUUACGAGUGCACCUUUUGCAAGAGAGGCUUCUCUAACGCACAGGCGCUUGGGGGUCAUAUGAAUAUCCAUCGAAGAGAUAGGGCCAAGCUCAAAGAACCCAGCUCCAUCAAGAAAGAUCAUUCCUCUUCUCCUCCUCUUCUUCCGGUGAUUUCUACGGAACCCAGUUCUUUAGAAUUGGAGUAUAGUGAAGACAAGGCAGCUGCUUCCACCCUAAGGCAGACAUGGCCGAUUACUGGAGAAUUCCGGCAGCUCCAGUUGUUUUCUGAGAGACCAUCAAGCAGUGAUCAACGUCACAAGUUAUCAAGAAGUGGUGUAAAGGAGACACAGGUGACCACUGAUAGUUCUUCCGCCGAUGAGGAAUUGGACCUGGAGCUUAGGUUGGGACAUGAUUCCUGAGUCUCAUAUGAUCAAGAUCACACGUUGACCACUGGUACCAAGAACACUUUUUUUCUUCUUCUUAAUUUCGUUAUUUCAUGACAUGGUUUGAUUGUUUUAUUUGAGACUUCUUCUUCUUCUUCUUAUUUAUACUUGUACUGUUCUUAACAAUAUUUGGUGAUAGAAGAAGAUAAAGAAAUGUGUACAGUAUUAAAUGUUCUUCAGAUAGAAAGAGAGAGACUCAUUUGUAACUUUUGAAGUUACACCUUGGGGACAUUUACUUAAAACUAUAAACUGAGUCUCAUAACACUCACCUCAGACUUCUCAUUUGUAAGAUCAGUCUCUCGUUUGGUAACAAUAAGUUGAGCCAUUUGUCUUCCUAGUUGUAACUUUGUU
This is a messenger RNA of Macadamia integrifolia, 909 nucleotides long. Its product is annotated as transcriptional regulator TAC1-like. The coding region runs from base 37 to 534 and encodes 165 amino acids. The transcript has a single exon. Lineage: Eukaryota; Viridiplantae; Streptophyta; Magnoliopsida; Proteales; Proteaceae. The record is from RefSeq and is a predicted model, not a curated record.